AUGCUUUACUUUAUUGGUCUUGGCUUAGCUGAUGUUGACGAUUUGACUGUCAAAGGCUUACGGAUAAUUAAAAAUUGUAAAGAAGUAUAUUUGGAGACAUAUACAACGAUUUUACAAGUCGAUCAGAAGACCCUAGAAGAAUUUUUAGGCAUCCAACUCAUUCCGGCCGAUAGAGAACUCGUUGAACUUUCAGCUGAUAAGAUUUUAAAGAACGCUGGUGAAUACGAUGUAGCAUUCCUUGUCGGUGGAGAUCCACUUUCUGCAACGACACAUACAGAUUUGAUUCUACGUGCUGUGGAAUUGAAUAUCCCUUAUAAAAUUAUUCAUAAUGCAUCAAUUAUGAAUGCUAUCGGUAGCUGUGGAUUACAGUUAUAUCAUUUCGGUGAAACGGUUUCCAUUGUAUUCUGGACAGAUACGUGGCGACCAACAAGCUUCUGCGAGAAGAUAAUUGCUAAUCGGCGACGUGGGUUACACACACUUUGUUUAUUGGAUAUUAAGGUUAAAGAACAAGAUGAAGCUAGUUAUAUGAAAAAAACUAAAACAUAUUUACCGCCUCGCUUUAUGACAACAGCGCAAGCAGCCUCGCAAAUACUCGAAUCAGCUAAGCAAUUACAAGUCGAAGAUCUCAUCAAUGAUAAAACGCUAUGCAUUGGUGCAGCACGGAUUGGUUGGUCGGACGAGAAAUUCGUUACAACAACUUUACGUCGCAUGGCAGAUGAAGUGGAUUUAGGUCGUCCGUUACAUUCGCUUGUCAUUGUUGGACAGCUACAUCCACUUGAAAUUGAUUAUCUCAAAAUUCAUACACUCGAGUCAUCCUUUGAUCAAUUAGCUCUUGAGAAUAAUCAAUGUCUGAGUCGUUAA
Molecule: messenger RNA, 861 nt
Organism: Adineta ricciae
Lineage: Eukaryota; Metazoa; Rotifera; Eurotatoria; Adinetida; Adinetidae
Source: the annotation of a GenBank genome assembly